Molecule: messenger RNA, 974 nt
Organism: Fukomys damarensis (Damara mole-rat)
Lineage: Eukaryota; Metazoa; Chordata; Mammalia; Rodentia; Bathyergidae
Gene: Ppp1cb
Product: protein phosphatase 1 catalytic subunit beta
Exons: 7
Coding region: 51-950 (299 amino acids)
Biological process (GO): circadian regulation of gene expression; regulation of circadian rhythm
Cellular component (GO): cytoplasm; nucleus
Molecular function (GO): protein serine/threonine phosphatase activity
Source: RefSeq, a predicted model, not a curated record
UUCUUCAUUGUUUAUCAGUACGAGGAUGUCGUCCUGGAAAAAUUGUGCAGAUGACUGAAGCAGAAGUUCGGGGCUUAUGUAUCAAGUCUCGUGAGAUCUUUCUCAGCCAGCCUAUUCUUUUGGAAUUGGAGGCACCACUGAAAAUUUGUGGAGAUAUUCAUGGACAAUAUACAGAUUUGCUGAGAUUAUUUGAAUAUGGAGGUUUCCCACCAGAAGCCAACUAUCUUUUCUUAGGAGAUUAUGUGGACAGAGGAAAGCAGUCUUUGGAAACCAUUUGUUUGCUAUUGGCUUAUAAAAUCAAAUAUCCGGAAAACUUUUUUCUCUUAAGAGGAAAUCAUGAAUGUGCUAGCAUCAAUCGCAUUUAUGGAUUCUAUGACGAAUGCAAACGAAGAUUUAAUAUUAAAUUGUGGAAGACCUUCACUGAUUGUUUUAACUGUCUGCCUAUAGCUGCCAUUGUGGAUGAGAAGAUUUUCUGUUGUCAUGGAGGACUGUCCCCAGAUCUGCAAUCUAUGGAGCAAAUUCGGAGAAUUAUGAGACCCACUGAUGUCCCUGAUACAGGUUUGCUUUGUGAUUUGCUGUGGUCUGACCCAGAUAAGGAUGUGCAGGGUUGGGGAGAAAAUGAUCGUGGUGUUUCCUUCACUUUUGGAGCUGAUGUAGUCAGUAAAUUUCUGAAUCGUCAUGAUUUAGACUUGAUUUGUCGAGCUCAUCAGGUAGUGGAAGAUGGAUAUGAAUUUUUUGCUAAACGACAGUUGGUAACCCUAUUUUCAGCCCCAAAUUACUGUGGUGAAUUUGACAAUGCUGGUGGAAUGAUGAGUGUGGAUGAAACUUUGAUGUGUUCAUUUCAGAUACUGAAACCAUCUGAAAAGAAAGCUAAGUACCAGUAUGGUGGACUGAAUUCUGGACGUCCUGUCACUCCACCUCGAACAGCUAAUCCACCGAAGAAAAGGUGAAGAAAGGAAUCCUAUAAAGAAACC